AUGCCUCUCGGUCCAACGUCGUCCGCGAUCAACAUCAACGGGAGCACAGUCUCGGACCCUGCGCCUGGUGUCCCACGUACCCCAACAAAUAUCACGAUACAUCCUGUCGCCUUGUUCUCGAUCCUUGAUCACUACCUUCGCCGCACAGACACCCAGGAUCGUGUUAUUGGAACUCUUCUCGGCACGCGACACGACAAUGAGGUCGAGGUUCGCUCAUCAUUUGCCGUGCUACAUAGCGAGACAGACGAACAAGUUGCCGUCGAUAUGGAUUACCACCGUACUAUGUACGAUCUCCACCAUAAGGUAAACCCCAAAGAGGUCAUCGUAGGAUGGUACUCUACUGGUUCGAACCUCAACACUUACUCCGCCCUCAUCCAAAAUUUCUAUUCCCAAGAAACUGGCCCCCAUCAGGCAAUUCAUAUUGCGGUUAACACUGGGGUCGAAGAAGGACAGGAAGCUGGUGUCAAGGCCUAUAUAAGUUCACCCGUAGGCGUGUCCCCUAAGCCCGAAAAUUGUGUAUUUGUUCCAGUUCCCGUGGAACUGCGUUUCCACGAUGCAGAGAAAAGUGGCCUCGACCUUCUCGCAAACACCGCAAACCUUCCUUCAUCGACAUCAUCUCAGCCCAUUGCUGACCUUGAGAUCAUCGAGAAUGCAGUUCAGUCUGUGUCUGAUAUGCUCGACCGUGUUCUUGCAUACGUGCGUGCGGUUCUUGCUGGAGAAAAAAAAGGUGAUCCUGCCAUCGGUCGGUAUCUCAUGAACACACUGGGUGCGAGCACGGAGGAUCUAGAGAAGGGGGGCUUUAAUGCCAGCCUACAGGACACUUUGAUGAUAUCCUACCUUGCUAACCUUGUGCGGGCACAGGCGGAGGUUUCUUCUCGUUUGGCUCUCACCGCCGCAUCAUAG
Molecule: messenger RNA, 903 nt
Organism: Psilocybe cubensis
Lineage: Eukaryota; Fungi; Basidiomycota; Agaricomycetes; Agaricales; Agrocybaceae
Exons: 6
Coding region: 1-903 (300 amino acids)
Biological process (GO): translational initiation
Cellular component (GO): eukaryotic translation initiation factor 3 complex, eIF3m
Molecular function (GO): metallopeptidase activity; translation initiation factor activity; translation initiation factor binding
Source: RefSeq, a predicted model, not a curated record